Molecule: messenger RNA, 801 nt
Organism: Zychaea mexicana
Lineage: Eukaryota; Fungi; Mucoromycota; Mucoromycetes; Mucorales; Lichtheimiaceae
Exons: 7
Coding region: 179-598 (139 amino acids)
Source: RefSeq, a predicted model, not a curated record
AUAAGAAAUUGGUCCACCACAUCAAGACACUCACAACUGACAAAUAUUGGUUCUGUGAAGUAUCGAAUGAUUUACGAUCGCAAUACCUCCACACAGUAAAGCAGUCCAAGCUUGAACUCACUCAACGACGAGGUCGCCGUCAAAGCAGUGAUCUUCGCACGAUCUGCUUGGUCCGGAUAUGGAGAACUUUAAUCAAUUGCAAAUUUCCAUGAAGCUCUUACAAUCUACUGAAGAUGUUCGGUCAGCGUAUUAUGGCACAUCGACCAAAUCGAGUAAGAAAAUCAACAGUCGAGCACCACUUGCCCAAGACGAUCAGCUUGUCGACUACUGUAUGACCAAAAUAGUGAAGAAGAAUAGGAACCAGAAGCCGAAGGAGAAGAAAUCCAAAACGGUGACGAAGAGGAUGACGAUCCUUCUUCAGAUGUUCCCGACCCAGAGGAUGCUGGCUGGCUGGUCCCUGAAGGGUACUUAUCAGAAGGUGAAGAUGUCGAAAGUGAUGAUGAACGUACAAUCAAGUCAGACCGGGCCGUGCGAUCUACUAGAAAACACACUGCUAUCCGCCCUGUUGUUGUGGGAAUUAUUUCGACGGAUACUGUAAAUACCAAAUCCACAUCUAGCACAGCCGACGACCUCUUCGAAAAAAUCCAUUGCUUCUACGGCACAACAUGAUAAUAAAUCGAUCAGCAUCAUUGAAGGAAAAACAGACGCAAUGCCAAAACUGAUUUCAGAGGCCAAGUCAAAUUGGUAUGUGGAUUUGAAUAGUCCGAAGUAAGAUAACAUACAAAGUAGCUAAUAUUAGAC